AUACAAUGUCCGAGGCUGUUCAAAAUGGAAAACCCAUCCUCAAACGUCCUGGAGUGGGACUUGGGAUUCUUGUGACAGACUCCUCCAAUCCAGGAUGCGUCUUGUUAGGAAAAAGAAAAACCAAAGUUGGGAAAGGCACCUACCAGUUACCAGGAGGUCACAUUGAAUUCGGAGAAACUUGGGAGGAAUGUGCCCAGAGAGAGGUGAUGGAGGAAGCUGGCGUCCGACUGAAGAACAUUCGCUUUGCAUCCGUCAUCAACUCCAUCAGACUGGAGGAAAACUACCAUUAUGUCACAAUCUUCAUGCAGGGAGAACUGGACAGGUCUUUGUCAGCUGAACCGGUUAAUUUGGAGCCAGAGAAGAAUGAAGGUUGGACAUGGAGGCGGUGGGAGGAUUUCCCCCCCGAAGAGCAGCUAUUCUUGCCCUUAGCCAACCUGAGACAGCAGGACUUCCAGCCAUUCAGAAAGGGUUAAAGGCGUUUCUGUAAUUAAGACAUCAACCUUAUCACUCCCUGACUCACCUUAGGCCUUUUCUCACUCAUUUUGAAGAGAGCUUUGACCUGUCGAAAGGACACACGCCCUGACCUUAAGUUGUGAGAUUGACAUACUGUACUUUCAAAUUGACUGUAAUGCAUAAUUAAUUAAUUACUUAAUGUUAUUCCAGCUUCUCAGUAGCCUAAUGAUUUUAUUGAACACACAUGUGUAUUAAAUUAUAUCUAAGGCUAUUAAACUAUUAGGUCUUAUCAGUCAGAUAUUUAUUUUGUACAUGCCGGUAAAGUCUGUAUUGAACAUGUUAUGGGUGAUGUUAUGUUCAAAUAUUUAGGUAACAGUUUACAAUAAGGUCAGAUUUGUUAACAUUACUGAAUGCAUUAGGUAU
Sinocyclocheilus anshuiensis is the source of this 876-nucleotide messenger RNA. RefSeq names its product probable 8-oxo-dGTP diphosphatase NUDT15. Gene Ontology annotation, molecular function: 8-oxo-7,8-dihydrodeoxyguanosine triphosphate pyrophosphatase activity. The record is from RefSeq and is a predicted model, not a curated record. Gene Ontology annotation, cellular component: cytosol. The transcript is spliced from 3 exons. Lineage: Eukaryota; Metazoa; Chordata; Actinopteri; Cypriniformes; Cyprinidae. Bases 6 to 473 code for a protein of 155 amino acids. Gene Ontology annotation, biological process: dGTP catabolic process.